AUGGGGGAGGGCACCCUGAAAGUGCCCAUGGCCAUGCACGAGGGCCACCGCCAGAAGCUGUGCCAGGCGCUGCGGGCCAAGGGCCUCGAUCAGGCCGUGGUCCUCUUGCAGGGGGGCGCCGAGCAGAGCGUCUAUGACACGGACACCAACUGGGAGUUCAAGCAGGAGAGCAACUUCCAAUACCUCUUCGGCGUGAAAGAGCCUGGCUGCUGCGCGGCCCUCCGCGUCAAAGACGCCCACGGGGUGCUGUUUAUCCCCAGGAUGGAGAAGAUGUACCAGGCCUGGUGCGGCCCUUUAAAGCCGCCCGCCUGGUUCCAGCGCGCUUACGCCGUGGAGGCGGCGCACGUGGACGAAAUGGCAGAGGUGCUUCAGAAGAUGGGCGCCAAGGCGAGGUCCUUGGUCUUCCGUGGCGAGCCGCUGGACCCCGCCAUGUCUCUCCGCGAGGCCAACGUGGAAGACGGGGAUACCAUCGACGCGGUAGCGCGCACUGUGGCGCUCUGCGCCACACGCAAAGCCUUCGCCCUAUUCGUCCAAGGGGGCGGCGCUGUCACCUGGGGCUGCGACUGCCACGGGGGAAACAGCCGGGAAGUGCAGACUGCGCUCUGCGGGGUGCAGGCGAUGCAGUCCACAGACCAUGCCUUUGCGGCGCUGUUGGAGGAUGGCUCUGUGGUGACUUGGGGAGCACCCGAGCACGGCGGGGACAGCAGGAGAGUGCGCGAGCAGCUGAAGGGGGUGCAGCAGAUUCAGGCUAACACUUCUGCCUUCGCGGCCAUUUGUGCAGAUGGGUCAGUAGUGACCUGGGGAAUGGAAGGCAUGGGUGGAAAUUGCAUCCAUGUCCAAAAGCGGCUGAAGCAGGUCCGGCACAUCCAAGCGGCGGAAAUGGCCUUCGCCGCCAUUCUGGAAAAUGGGUCCGUGGUGACGUGGGGCAAUGGAGAUUUUGGGGGGGACAGCAGGCAGGUGCAGGAUCAGCUGACGCAGGUGGAUAAAAUCCAAGCGACUCGCGGGGCCUUUGCUGCAAUCCGCGCAGACGGAUCAGUGGUAACCUGGGGGAAUCCAGUACAGGGUGGCGACAGCAGUCGCGUGCGUGGGGAGCUGACACAAGUGAAAGAUAUCCAAGCAGCUGGCGAAGCUUUUGCCGCCAUUCGGACUGAUGGCACGGUAGUGACUUGGGGCAAUAAGACUUUUGGGGGUGAUAGCAGCCGAGUUCGCGAGCAGCUGACAAAGGUUCAGAAGAUACAGGCGACGGAGGGUGCCUUUGCAGCAAUCCUUGAAGAUGGCUCUGUAGUUAGCUGGGGCCUCCGUGCUUCGGGCGGCGACAGCAGCAAGGUCUCAGAUCAGCUGACGAAUGUCCGGCACAUCCAAGCGACGCGAGGUGCAUUCGCCGCCCUCCGCGAGGAUGGCCGUGUGGUCACUUGGGGCCAACCCGCCUGCGGCGGCGACAGCAGCGAGGCCGACUUCGCCCGGCCCGUGCGGCAGCUGGCGGCCUGCGACGCCGCCUUUGCCGCGUGCAGCGAAGAUGGCGCCGUGGAGACCUGGGGCAAGAAGACCUUCUACGAGGAGGGCUGGGAGAACCGCGACGGGGAGGUCUUUGCUGAGCAGCUGGUGGCGGCGCAGGCGGCCUUCGCGGCUGUGACGGACGCCGGGGCUGUGGUGACCUGGGGCCCUGAACACUGUGGUGGGAAGGGUGGCCGCUGCGUAGAGGAGCUGCUGGUGAUGCGUGGCCAGCCCAACCGCGACAGCGGCCUGCAGCUCGCAGAGCCCGAGUUUGCGGGCAAGGACAAGUUCCAGGUGAACAGCGCAGGCAGCCAAAUCCUUUGGGAUGAACUGAACGAGUGCCGUUCAGUGAAGGAUGAGGAGGAGCUGAAGAUUAUGCAGUGGGUCAACGACGUGUCCUCGGAGGCGCACGUGGACACCAUGCGUGCCGUGAAGGGCGGCCAAAGAGAGCACCUUGCGGAGGCAACCUUCAAGUACAAGGCGGCGCUCCGGGGCUGCUUCCGCGUGGGCUACAGCUGCAUCUGCGGCUCCGGGCGCCGCAACGCCAUUCUGCACUACGGCCACGCCGCGGAGCCCAACUCCGAGCAGGUGGCGCCGGGCAGCCUGCGGCUGCUCGACAUGGGUGCUGAGUACCAUUGCUACACCGCGGAUGUGACGUGCAGCUUUCCAGUGUCGGGCCGCUUUUCUGAGCCUCAGCGCCUGGUCUACGAGGCCGUGUGGGAGGCCACGCUGGCGGUGGAGCGGAAGCUGCGGCCGGGAGUGUGCUACAAGGACAUGCACCGCCUGGCUCAACGUGUUCUGCUGGAGCGCAUGACCACGGCCAAAUUGUUCGUGGGCAGUGUGGAUGACAUGAUGGCAGCAGGCCUCAUGUUCCACUUCAUGCCCCACGGCCUUGGUCAUCAACUUGGCCUGGACGUGCAUGACGUUGGCGGCUACGCCCCUGGAACCUUCAAGAAGGAUGAUCCGAAGAUGCAGGAGAACUUGCGGCUGGGGAGAGUGCUGAAAGAGAACAUGGUGUUGACCGUGGAGCCGGGGUUCUACUUCAUCGACUACCUCAUCGAGGAGGCGCUCGCAGACCCAGUGAAGAGCAAGUUCAUCAACCAGGAGAAGCUGCACGAGUUCUGGCCUGCCGUGGGCGGUAUCCGCAUCGAAGAUGAUGUGGUGGUCACUGCCACGGGGUGUCGCGUUUUGACCUGCGUGCCCCGCACUGUGGCGGAGAUCGAGGCGGUCAUGGCCGGCGCCAACUGGCAGGUGAGCGCCGCCUGCUGCCGAAGCUACACCGCGGAGGACUAG
This is a messenger RNA of Effrenium voratum, 2787 nucleotides long. The record is from the annotation of a GenBank genome assembly. Lineage: Eukaryota; Dinophyceae; Suessiales; Symbiodiniaceae.